CACCUGUCACCGCGCCUGCAACGAUGCUGCGAGCUGUGAGUGCACUAUCUGAUGACCUGGACGCGAACACGAUGAAGAAGCCCGCGACAAAACGAACGAAAAGAGUGGAGGUCUUUGAUGAAGAUGGCCAGUGGCCCAAAUAUGGGUUUGUAACCCCGAAACGUGGCUUGAGCGCUGUGGCCCGCUUCGAACCUUUUUUUGGAAAAAUGGCGCCCGACGUAGGGCCACUCAACAUGCGUGUGGUCCCUGAGAACAAGGGCAAGACUUUCAAGCAGAUUGGAUCCCACAAGCUACCACUUGUGCCCGGGCCGUGUGUGAUAAACAGCUAUGGGGCCUUGCGCUGUUUCAGCGCUAGCUACACAGCAUGCCAGAGUCACAUGAGUGUGAGGGCUUCCAAGGACCUUGGAACACAGGUCUACUAUUGGGACGCUUACAAAGCAGCGUGUCGUGCCCACAAACGCAGGAGAGGCAAAUACCUACGACCUACUGUUGCUGAGUUCUUGGCUGGACUACCAACGGGUUGGUCGGCGCCAUGGGAGAACUCAGUGAAUCCGCAGCAGUUCCGUGAUCUGUUCCCUUUUCACGGGAGAGUUGCAGAAUCUGACAAGAGGAAGGUGGUGUCCUUGUUUUCGGGCAUCCUAGGGCUCGACCUUGGCGUUUCUGAGCUUUGCACGCCUUUAGCCCAUGUAGAAAGCUCUGCGUUCUGCCGGUCAGUAAUUGAGUGCCGCAUUCGGGACAAGUUCUUUCCAAGAGCACCGAUUUUCGAGGACGUUGCAACGUUUGUGCCAAAGGGAACCCUCCUAAAUACCGAAGGGUAUAUAGGUGGGUUCCCAUGCCAGGGAGUGUGCAAAGCAGGCUUGCAGUUGGGCAUGGCUGACAGCAGAACGGGCCUGGUGUCACACCUUUUCAGGCUCAUUGACGUGAGCCCCAACUGUUACUUUGCCUACUUGGAGAACGUUGGAGCCUUGCUGAGCCCCAAACUUCGCUCAACACUCAUCUACAUUCUCCAGGAGUUCACGGCUCGUGGAUUUGCAGUUUCUUGGGGAACUGUGACUGGCCGCAUGAUUGGCGUGCAGGUGAACCGAGAGAGGGUGUUCCUGUUGGCAGUGAAGCAUGGAGUUGCUGGCCGGAAUCUGAUUCAGGACUUCACUUUGAUGACCCAUGCACAGGCGGAGACUGAGUGCAACCAGCCUUGGAACCGACGUGGGCGCAUACCCUUGUUCGAGUGGCUAAAGCCAGAUGUUUCUACAGUUGAUGUAGAUCGGUUGAAGUCGCUCGGGAACGUAGUGUUCCCCCGUGUUGCGCGCCUUGGAUUGAACAUACUGCUUCGCCACUUGAAGCAGCAAAUGGAUGGUGUGUGCUGAGGACUCAGUUCGUUUAGUUGUACUUGGUUUGCGCAGUCUUGUGAUCCAACUGUUUUGACAAAGUGGUUGUUUGGAGUUUGGAAUGUAAGUUGCACCGUUCAUUUUUCCUGCAAGUUUGCACCAACCACUAAUUCAAGAUUUAGUUUGCAAAACACGGUGCAACAAGACCUCCGGCUUUGAGUUGAACCAACAUGAUGGC
This is a messenger RNA of Durusdinium trenchii, 1563 nucleotides long. Lineage: Eukaryota; Dinophyceae; Suessiales; Symbiodiniaceae. The record is from the annotation of a GenBank genome assembly.